Messenger RNA from Lactuca sativa (garden lettuce), 3708 nucleotides. The record is from RefSeq and is a predicted model, not a curated record. Lineage: Eukaryota; Viridiplantae; Streptophyta; Magnoliopsida; Asterales; Asteraceae.
CACGUAAAAAAAGUCAAUGUUGGAAUAAUGCACUUAGAGAAGUUGCUAAUUUAAAAGGGAAGGAUGCAAAUGGCAGGUUUGAGGUAGAGUUUAUUGAUGAAGUUGUUAAGGACAUCUUUCGUAGAUUACGUAUAUCUUCAAGGUUUCCACUACCACAACUUAUUGGGAUGGAGGAUUCCAUUAACUUCGUCACUUCAUGGUUGAAAGAUGUAUCCUCAUGUACAACUGAUAUACUCAAUAUCUUGGGUAUGGGUGGGAUCGGGAAGACAUCUUUAUCUAAAUAUGUAUAUGCAUUACAUUCUCAUGAAUUUGACACAAGCAGCUUCAUUGAAGAUAUUAGUAGGAAAUGUGAUGAAAAAUAUAAUGGGGUGCUUGAUGUACAAAAACAACUAUGUGAUGACAUUUCAAAACCAAGUUCUAUUCAAGUUCUUGAUGAUUCUAUAUACACCUCAAUGAUAGAGAAUGUAGUGGCCCGUAAAAAGGUGUUUCUAGUUCUUGAUGAUAUUGGUAGUCUCGAUCAAUUAGAUGCGUUACUUGGAAGUAAAGGUUUUCAUCCUGGAACCAAAAUCAUAAUAACAACAAAAGAUGCAUGGUUGACAAAAAGUUGUUCAUUAUUCAAAACGAACUUUAAACCUAAGUAUGCACAAUACAAGCUUGAAGGCUUAUCUAAGACUGAAUCACAAAAACUAUUGUGUUAUCAUGCAUUUAUGCGCAAUGAUCCUGAGGCAGGUUAUGAAGAGGUCUCAGAAAAACUUGUGAAGUAUUGUGACGGACAUCCAAUGGCUCUUAAAGUUUUGGGUAGAUCUCUACAUAAUCGAGAUGUGACUUAUUGGGAGGGGUGCAUAGAUACACUAAAGAAAGAAAAUGAUUCACCUAUAAAUAAUGUCUUGAAAACGAGCUUUGACUCGUUGUCAUCAAAAAAUGAAAAGGAUUUGUUUAAGCAUAUUGCUUGUAUUUUUGUUGGAAUGGAUAGAAAUUAUACCAUAACAAUAUUAGAGGCAUGUGAUAUGGAAACAACAACUGGGAUCACUAAUCUCAUCGACAAAUGCCUUCUUAGUAUUGGAUGGAAUAAUGAAUUGAUGAUGCAUGAGUUGGUUCAAGAGAUGGGAAGAUUUGUGGUACGUGAGGAAUCAAUUUACAAGCCUUGGAAACGAAGUCGAAUAUGGGGCUAUGAGUCAUUUAAAGUGUUGAAAAAAAAAAGGGUACGGAAAAUGUUCUAGGCCUCACCCUUGACAUGGAAAUGCUUGAGAAAGAGAAGUUACAUGGACCAAUCGAGUUGAAAACAGAUGCAUUGAGUAAGAUGGAUAGAUUAAUGCUUUUACAACUCAAUUAUGUGCAAAUAACCGGCUCUUACAAGAACUUUCCAGAAGAAUUAAGAUGGUUGUGUAUGCAUGGGUUCCCUUUGAAGUCUCUACCUUCAGACUUACCAAUGGAGAAUGUGGUUGCACUUGACAUGUCAUAUAGCAAUAUUGAAUCAUUUGAGAUUUGUUAUCACUAUCCAGAACGACUUCAUAAGAGGCCAAAGCAAUUAAUUGGAUCGUGCUCAAAAGAUAAAUGUUUGCUUGGAUCGUUGAAGAUUCUUAAUUUAAGUUUCUGUGAAGAGCUUCAGAGUCUUCUUGGUUUUGACCACAUCCCUAAACUUGAGAGAUUAAUACUUAAAGGUUGUAUUGGCAUGCUUGAUGUUUGUGAAUCAAUUGAGCAAUGUCUUGAACUUGUUUUCGUUGAUCUAAGCUACUGCAACAAGCUAGGAAAACUUCCAAGCAUCAUAGGCAUGUUGAAGAAGGUUGAAACACUUUUGCUAGAGGGUUGUAAUCUUGGUGAAUCUAGAAUAGAAAUUGUAGGUAUGGAUUCACCAGAAAUAAGCAAGGCUAACAAAAUUGGCAUAUACACAAUAACUUCUUCCUCCACUGUUUUGGAGGCUAUACCAAGUUAUUCAAAGUUAUUUGCGAUUUCUUUACCGAGAUAUUUAGUAAGCCUAUUACUUAAGAAUAAUAAUCUGUCCAUUGAAUCUUUUCCAUUGGACUUCAGUUGCCUAGCCAUGUUAAAGGAAUUAAAUCUAGAUGAAAAUCCUAUUGUUUCCCUACCUAGUUGUGUGAGAAGCCUUCCUAGGCUUCAGACACUUGGUAUGAAAAAUUGUAAUAUGCUUAUGUCAGUCGAGCAUCCUCCACAUACACUCACCCAUUUGAACCUUGAUUCUCAUUCUAAUAAUCCUUUGCUACAAAAAGUUCUAUUUGAUCAAAAAAUGUCCCCACUCCAGUUCUUUCUAGGACGGAUGAUCUUGGCACUUUCAUCGUUUGAAUUUGAAGGUAUGGUCAAAAUCCAACCAAUGGCAGCUAUUGACGAAAAGGUAUUACAUUGUUUGGGCUGGACUAACCUAGACUUCCUUAAUGGAAGCCACACGACAACUUCUGUUGAAUAUAGAGAAUCAGAGGAAUCUGAGAUACAGAUGUAUUAUGAAUUUGGAAUAUUCAGCACAAGUUAUUGGGGUAAAGAGAUGCCGAAUUGGAUAACAGAUAAAAGCAUUGGGCCAUCAAUAUCAUUUACAGUCCCAUUAUCUCCGAAGAAGCUCACAGGAUUAAAUUGCUGCUAUAUGCUGACAAAAUUAGGAGAAGGUAUUGUCGUUGAUUUACCGGUGAUCAAAAUUAGUAAUUUAACAAAGAAUCUCACCUGGAUAUAUAAAAAUUACAUAGGUAGUGUAUUCGAUACCGAUGGAGAGUGUGUGUCAUUGUUAAGUCAUUGGAUGUUUGGGAUGAAUGAGAUGGAAUAUGGUGACCACAUUACUAUUAAUAUCCUGAGGGAGAAACCAGAUGUUUUUUCUUAUAAAUUUAGAAUUGAGUGUGGGGUGAGUUUUGUGUAUGAUGAUGAAGACAUAGAUAAAGAAGAAGAAGAUGUGUUGAGUUAUUACAAGUCAUGGAAUCACAUCAUUGGUGGAGAUCUUUCUGGAUUUCAGUUAACAACCGGAGAAUACAUCCUAAGAAAAGAUCGAAUGUUGCGGUCUUUCAUGGAUAUAGAUUAUUUGUGUGGAGAUGGUGCCCAAUUUAAAGAUGAGAAAGUGGAUUUCAUAGCUCUCUCUCAAAGGAACUCUGGUCAUUUACCUGAGGAUGGGCCCUAAGGACACCAACAAAAAUCACAACGUAGCAUGUGUGUUCCAUCUCCUACAGUUCCCAGUCCUCUUGUAGGCAAAUGAAUUAAUCUAACAAUUAACUUAAGGCUAAAUGCAAGAAAUAGAAACGUACUUUCAAUUAUCUGUGGAGUACAAAAGAACAAUUAUCAGAAUCUAUGGAAAAUGCACCAGAAAGCCAAAGUGCAUCACUAGAUUGUACUGUACAACACAAUAACAAAUUCUUGGAGGACUUUUUGGCUCAUGGUUGCUGUUGUUACUCGAAGUUGCCACUUAGUUAAGUAAUCUUUAUCCAAUAUAACUUAAGAAGACGUUUUCUAGUUGUCAAAAGUUUCACAUUUCAUGACUACAUGGCAUGGCCAAUUUGACGAUAUUUGUGAAAAAUAGCUUGUAGUAAGGGGUCGUUUUCUGAUGUGUCAUUCGAUUCGAAUGGUUGUUUGCUGGGUUACACAUUGUUUGAUUGUUCAUUUAUUGGAAGUGUUUGAUCAUCCAUUUUCCAUUGUAAAUGGUCUUUCUUGGGUUUAUAAAUAAGGUGUGUUGGACAAUCUACUCAACAAAUAAUAUGUUUAUGAUGCUUUAUGUGUAUA